UAGCUUCCCGCGCCCGACGUCGGCCCAAUUUCUUUUCAGCCGAGUUAUUUGGACUUGAAAACACGUCCAUUUCGAACUUGAACGCCCAUUUUACGAUUCACUCGGCCGAUUGAUUGCGAACCAUCGAUGGCCAAAGAAUUUGAAACGCCAGCAUAGCCCACAAGUUGUCUAGUUUUAUGAAAAACAUUGAGCUUUACGUUGAUGUCUUGACAAUCGACAAACUGACUGUUUGUCCGCCGAUACUCGUCUUCUAGCAGCAAUAUUUCUUCAAAUUAUAAGGUUGAUGGAGGUGGUGGAUCGUGACAGGAGGAGGGUGACCCAGGUCUAAUAAUGGGCAACAAGCUGAGCUGUUCCUGCGCCCCUCUCAUUAGGAAAUCGUACAAAUAUGAAGACUCGCCGUGGCAAGCUUCGAGGAGGAGGGACGGCCAUCUCCUUAGGUUGUGGGCGGAAGUGUUUCAUGUCAGUUCGAGCGGAGCGGGGACAGUAAAAUGGCAGCAGGUGUCCGAAGACUUGGUCCCCGUCAACAUCACGUGCAUACAAGAUUCUCCUGAUUGUGUUUUUCACAUCACAGCCUACAACAGCCAGGUCGACAAAAUCUUAGACGUACGACUCGUUCAACCAGGCACUAGGAUAGGACAAGCGGCGGAAUGUUUCGUUUACUGGAAAGACCCGAUGACCAACGACACUUGGGGCCUUAAUUUCACCUCUCCUAUAGACGCGAAGCAAUUCAAGGAAUGUUGCUCACCUUCUUUUAAAUUCUCCAGAAAAGCUUCGUCGUCUUAUUCAUUGAAACUAGAACCUCCAAGUAAACAAAAUAAGAUAAAAACGAAAAGAAAACCUUUGUCGACCCCAGCUUCGCCCAGUAGAUCUCGUGAACCACAGUGUACGUGUAUGACUGCGGAUCAGUACGCACGUCUGAGAGCACAAGACCCACGCAUUCGAGGCUCGUCGACUCUCCCGCGAGCGACUAGCAGGGGGACGGACAUAACUGACGGAAGAGUGUCGGCACUCGGCGACAAAGUGGCAGCUGCUACGAGUUCAACUUCUUUGUAUGACAACGUGACGACAACACAGCAGAGUCAACAGCAGGGACAGCAGGGUCUGGGGGUGGGCGUCAAAGGCAGGCAGACAAGGGACAGAGAGACGAGUACGCCUGGAGGGAAGAUCAACGGGCAGGCGUCGCAUACCGCAGGAUCUCAGACAGAUGAAGGAGAAGAGACACAGAAGUCCGAGGGGACACAAGCUGGCGUGUCGGCUGGGAAAACAAGCACGGGUACCUGCACUCCUAGAAUGAUAAAAGACAGUCAAACUCAAUCGAACGUAGGCGGCAACAUGGACGGAGUCGACAUGGUUCGAGAAGCGGAACUGAGGCAGGCCAACAACAACAACAUUAACAACCUCAAUAACAAUAUCAACAACAAUCGAAGAAACAAUAAUCGAGGGAGAGAGAUGUCUCUCGAUUCAAACACCCUGAAGAGGAUGCUCAAGCCGAUGCCAUCUCUCGAAAGCCCGGUUACGAGUCCGGAAAUGGGGAGACGGCGUUACAACUAUUACAAUCAUUACCAGCAACAGAACAACAACACACGAAAUGUAAUGUCGGAGACGGAAUCCGGCGGAGGACGCCAUCGGGCUAAUAGGUUUUCAGGGUCUAGAUCAUCACACGAAAUAGGCCGUGGAAGAGGCGAUUACGGAAGAUCUUUGUACCUCGAGCUGGGCCACGAAAGAGCCGGGAAUGGCGGCGGUGAGGCUUCGCCACCCAGUGACAACGUUCUCUUUGACAAUCAAUGCUACGCAACCACACCCAGUUCAAGCAACGGCAACUCGGAUCUUGAUCAGCCCUCCUCACAUAGAGGUUACGGCGGAAGAGAUGGCUUAGGAACCGUUUCAACACCAAGUUCACCGACAAGCAGACUGUUGAUGGAAUACGAAAUGCAUCUGAGAAACACUCUUGCUAAGGGGAUGGACGCUGAAAGCUAUUCACUACACACCUUCGAAGCCCUACUUACACAAAGCAUGGAAAAUUUGGAAUUCGCCGAACAAUUACCAACAUCAAACAGCAGAAGCCCGUACCCGAACAGAAGACGGCCAGUUGGAAAUUCUGGAAACACGAUGAACAAAUCUUCGACCCUUCCGUUGCCCCACCGUCUGAGCAUGGAGCGGCCGGCAUCUAGCGCGGCAAUUUCCAGAGAGGGCUAUUAUAGCGACAGGAACGAACUUGCAAGAGAAAGAGGCUACCUUUCGGACCAUAAUUCAUCAAGCCGUUGUGCCUCUUGCCUUGGCGAGUCAGCUCGAGCUCAAUGGUUCAGGCAUUCGGACGGUUGGAGGUCCGGGAGUUCGACAUUGGGAAGCUGUGGAAGCUACGGUCCAUCCGGCGUUUUACCGCCUUCGGGAAACGGCGCCCCUGGAAGUGGUGGCGGUACCGGUGGCCAUAGAAGGUCCCCUUGGGAUUCUUUGCCCUCUUUGAGACACGAAGGGUCUCUCAACGAUUCCGGUUACAAAAGCAAUCGAGCUGACUCGUUCGAACAGAGAGGGGUUUUCGACCGCCAGGACAGUCUGAGAUCUGAUUACAUGAGCGACAGGGAAUCUUCAAGAUAUGGGAUCGUUCAGCAGGCGUCAAUUGAAAGUACAGACUCGAGGCUGUGCUAUCUGACUUCAUCUGAGAUGUCCGAUGAUGACCGUAUGUCAUUGACUACGGCCGUCUCGGACGACGACGACGGCGAAUCUGUGCACGCCUCGCCUUACAGAGCAAAGCAGACUGGUACUGCAGCUGCUUCUUUCAACUGUACUGGAGCCGUCCGCAAAGCCGGGUUUCUAUCGGUCAAGAAGUGGCUUCUGAGAAAGAAGCACCAAAUAGAACUGGCACGGAAAAGGGGAUGGAAGGGUUAUUGGGUCUGCCUCAAAGGCACGACUUUGCUCUUUUAUCCUUGCGAUUCGAGAGAAGGAAGAUCAGUCGAGGCGGCGCCGAAACAUCUAAUAAUUGUAGACGGAGCCAUAAUGCAGCCCAUUCCGGAACAUCCGAAAAGGGAUUACAUCUUCUGCCUCAGUACGGCCUUCGGAGACGCCUAUCUAUUCCAGGCCCCAUGCCAAGUCGAAUUGGAAAACUGGGUCAACAGCAUUCAUUCAGCGUGUGCAGCAGCGUUUGCGAGACACAGGGGGAAAACAGGCACCUUGCACCUGCUCCAGGAGGAAAUAUUCAGACUGGAAAAAGCCAUAGAGGCAGAUCACAAAUUGAAGCAUAUGGCUGAACUUCAGUUGAGCGUGGUCUCGGACCAGGAAACCAAGAGUCAAAUUUCACAACAGAUUCUGCAGUGGGAAGAAAAUUUGGAACGGCUGCACUGUGAGCAAUUCAGGCUUCGUUGUUACAUGGCAAGCUUGCAGAACGGCGAAUUGCCAAAUCCAAAGAGUCUGCUGACGCACGUGUCCAGAGCGACAAAGUCUACUCUGAACAAAUUGGGAGUUUUCACGGUGUCUUCUUUCCACGCGUUUAUAUGCGCCAGAUCGCCAAGUCUCCUCAACAAUUUGCUCGCGGGGAGAGGAGCGACGAAAAGAAGACCUCCGAUGCUCUCCAGGUCCAAUUCAGGAUCCUCGCGUCGUUCUCUACAAAUGUCGAGGGAAGAGCCGGACAAAUCCGUUAAAGUUUCCGUUCCUGAUAAUCAGUUCGUAAACGUGUAUGUGAGAGAGGGUAUGACAGUUGAAGAAUUCUUGGCGGGUGCGUGUGCCAGAAAAGGUUUAAACGCCAUGGAACAUUUUGUAAGAGUAAAAAAAAGGAGGGAUAUGGAAGACCACAACUAUUUCGUACCUCAUAGAUCAGACAUGAUUGAUACUUACUUACACACCCACGAAGUUGUGGAAGUUUGUGCUAAAAUCCUAUACCAAGUGGAACUCCAAAGAACUUCGUUGGAGCAUAUGUGGGGCUUUUCGGUAGAGGCUGAACUGAUAGAAAAUGCUGACAGGCAGGACGAACUUUGCUGCUACGUCAGCCGGGUCGAAGACAAGAGCGUCGCCCUGCACAACGGUACGUCUACCUCUGGGAGCUGUAGUAACCUUAGCUCAAUCGUGUAUAUUCCAGGGUUGAUAAAAGGGGAUGAAAUAAUGGUGAUCAACGGUGCCAUAGUGUCCGACUUGGACAUGAUGUACCUCGAGUCCGUUCUUCAAGAAGAGCUGUCGCUUUGCAUGAUGAUGAGAUCAUCGAGGACAGAACCGCCAGAGAUGGGAGCAGGACUUCUUAGGCCCGAUGUGGAUAUCGAAUCACUCGUCUGCCCCCCGCCUCCUUCUGAACCGCCUGUCAUUUCCGAGGAAAUGAUAUCCGAUCUCAUUGUCCCUGCGCCUGGAUGGAGCAAGGAGCUGUACGCCGAGCCGGAAUCUUCGCCGGCCCCUUCGUCCAGCGAACCUGCCCCCAAGCAGACGUCGAGGGCCAACUCUUUCGAAAUUGAAAACCUUCUGAAGACGGCAGAGCAGGUGACCGGAUUUUGCCGAUCGCCCGUGGAAACAAGAAAAUCUAGCCCGACCGGUAGCGUCGUCAGCUCUCAGGUCACGCUAACACCGAGCAGACAGCUAACGGACGCUGAGAAGAUUAGAAAAGUAGUCCUGGAACUCAUCGAAACCGAAAGGACUUACGUUAAACAUUUGAACAGCCUACUCGAGAAUUAUCUGGAGCCGUUGAAAAAGGAGACGUUCCUAUCUCAGGCAGAAAUCGGGGCCCUAUUCGGCAACAUCCAGGAAAUCGUUUCGUUUCAGAGGCAAUUCUUGCAAAACCUAGAGGAGGCCUUGGAUAUGGAGCCGGAUUUCAACAAAUUCGAACACCCGAAUCAAUUCAAGAACGUAUUGUUUUCAGUCGGAAGUGCCUUCCUUUAUUAUGUUAACCACUUCAAACUGUAUAGUUCGUUUUGCGCAAGCCAUUCCAAAGCACAGAAAGUUUUACAUCCAAAUGAAGGGAAUCAAGUGUUACAAGAGUUUUUGUCCUCGAGGAACCCACGACAACAGCACUCAUCGACUCUUGAAUCAUAUCUCAUCAAACCAAUCCAGAGGAUUCUGAAAUACCCGCUGCUGCUUCAACAGCUUAGAAACUUGACUGACCCUCAAUCGGAUCAGCAUUUGCAUUUAGUCGAGGCUCUAAAGGGCAUGGAGAAGGUGGCAGAGCAUAUAAACGAAAUGCAAAGGAUCCAUGAAGAGUACGGUGCUAUUUUUGACCAUUUGUACCGACAACAUCAGAAGUCGUGUAAACAGCCUAUUGAUCUUAGUCCUGGCGAUCUUCUAUACUACGGAGGCGUGGAAUGGUUGAACAUUUCAGACUUCCUAGGGAAAAUUAAAAAAGGACUUGAACUGCACGCCAUGUGCUUUGUUUUUAAGUCCGCAGUCGUUUUUCUGUGCAAGGAGCGAGUAAGGCAAAAAAAGAAACUCAUGAGUGUGGCUAGCAAAGGAAAGGAAAACGAAGUAGAGAUAAUCCGUUAUCAAGUAUUAAUACCGGUGACUGAAGUACAAGUAAGGGCAAGUUCAGCAAAAGAUAUGGAUUCCCAUUUCUUAUGGGAGUUGAUCCACUUGCGAAACCAAUUGCAAAGAAGAUCCGAAAAAGUUUACGUCUUGUCGAACAGCACUGGCGAGUUCAGGAAUGCUUUCUUGAAAACAAUCAGGCAAAUAAUAAGGGAGUCAGUUAGGAAUAUGAGCAUCCCGCAGACGAAGCCGGCGACCGGCUUACCUCAUCCUCAAUUUUCGGGUACUGCUACUUUAGGCAGGCAGACUCAAAGCCAAAAGGGCACGACAGCUUCAACCUCUGGGUCGAACGACAACCAAAACACGACUAAAAGCGGUGCUGUGAUACAGGGAUCCCAGACGUUGGGCAAAGCCAAGAAACCGCCGAAAGGACCGCAGAGACAUUCAGCCGGCAACAUAGAUUAUGACAAUCUCACUGACAGCAGGGAGAGUUCGAUUGAAGGACCACAUCCUCCUUCGUCGUCCUUCCGAGGCCGAAGCAAAACCGUAUCAGACGCUACAGAUGCUGUAAACGAGAAAGGUAGACACGAAUGUGACCCCGGAACGAAAUCGGAAGGGGAGGAAGAAUUCAUGGGGGCAGGGUGUAGUAAGGGUCGUCAGCAGGCGGGUUCCGGCUUAGGAAGGACGCCGAACCACUUGACUCUGAGUACGACUUCGACUCUUUCUGCAGGUUCGACGGGAUCACAAGCGAGGCUUAUACAGUCUUCCCAGCAGCCUUCCAACUACCAGCCUCCGGCAGCGUCCGACUUAGGCUCGCCAGUUUGGAAACCAAGAGACAUUACUGAGGCGUCCACGUUGCCGAGGAAGAGCAAGCCGUCUGCUCAAGUGGAGAACAACACGAGGACCCUCGGACGGCAGAAGAGGUCGGAUCAGCAUUCCUUGCAGAAUCAGCACCGCUAAGGGGAGCAGCGGAAUCAGCUCAAAUUUAAAAUUUAAAACAUUUAUAACGGCACGGCCGGAUGAUUCUGCUCGAUAUGUACACUUGCCUAAGUCACAAUUGGGAUGGGGUAAAAUUUAUUUUUUAUUAACAUAUUUAUUUGCGUGAAUGAGUUGUAUGGUGAGUGGUAAAGAAAUAUCGAGAGUUUUUCCACAACUAUAACUAAAUCAAAUUAUAAAAUAUAUAUAUUUAACAAAUCAAACAAGAGAUCUUUAAUUGUAAAAUUUCAAUUGGUAACUACUUUCCUAUACGAGGAAACUUAGUACAGGAAUACUAUUAAUUGUAGAAAAAGUAUUUAUUCGAUUGUAAAUAGAAAAAUGUGAGCGGAAAAUAUAUAUAUAUAAAUAUAAAGAGAAAAUAUA
Messenger RNA from Cimex lectularius (bed bug), 6789 nucleotides. RefSeq names its product protein still life, isoform SIF type 1 (gene sif). Gene Ontology annotation, molecular function: guanyl-nucleotide exchange factor activity; protein binding. Gene Ontology annotation, biological process: activation of GTPase activity; positive regulation of axonogenesis; small GTPase-mediated signal transduction. NCBI's taxonomy places the organism in Eukaryota, Metazoa, Arthropoda, Insecta, Hemiptera, Cimicidae. The transcript is spliced from 35 exons. Gene Ontology annotation, cellular component: membrane; synapse. The record is from RefSeq and is a predicted model, not a curated record. Bases 331 to 6390 code for a protein of 2019 amino acids.